UUUUUCUUAAUAUUUACUCAUAAAUGAUUUUUUCUCUCUCUAAUAAAACAUACUAACAUUUUUCCCUUACCAACAACACACAUACCCUUUUUCCCCUUUUCCUCUCAUUCUUCUUCUUCUCUUCCUCUUCCUCACUUUUCGUUUGCACUGUGUUAAUGGUUUGCACCAAUCGUCACUGUCAUUGAAACCCUAGUUUGGAUACUUUUCUUUGUUGUCAGGAUAGAGAUUGAAAAACACACAGCAAAGCUGUUCUCUAGGGUUUGAAUUUAUGUCCCACAAUCAAUCAAGGGCUGACACUCGCGAGUCGUCUCAGUACAGGAGAACCGCCCGAUCCGGUAGCUUUAAUCAGCACCGCGGCGGCCGAGGAAGUGGUGGCGGUGGCGGAGGCGCCGCCCCUCCUCCUGUUUCUUCAACCUCCAAUCCAUCUUUGACUUCUAAUAGAAGUUUCAACAAGAAGUAUUAUAAUGCUCAAGGAGGGCAACCUAGGGUAAGUGGCGUUGGUGCUGGCUCUGAUUCUCAUCUGAAUGGUGCUCAUCAGCAACAACCAUCGCAUGGAGUAUCAGAUGUUUCUGUUGCUAUUGCGCACACACCUCUUCCCAGUGCUACUGUUAAGCCAACUGAUGCUUCGACUCAAAAGGUUACUCGAGCAGUGCCACGAGCUCCAACUUCUAAUGUCGUCCCUCCAAUCUCUGAGUCGUCUGCACCUGUCACUCCUGCAAAGAAUCCAGGAGAUGCAUCUAAGUCAUUUCCACUUCAAUUUGGAUCCAUAAGUCCCGGUGUCAUGAAUGUUCUUCAGAUACCUGCGCGAACAAGCUCAGCUCCACCAAAUCUGGAUGAGCAGAAGAGAGCCCAGGCUCGUGGUGACACUUCAAGAGCUAUUCCUUCGUUGCCAAAUCCAUCCACUUCCAAGCAGCCUAUGCCAAGAAAGGAUGCAGGACCCCUCAACCAAUCCAAUCAUAGUGAGGCUUAUGGGGUGGCUAACAAGCCCAAAAGAGAUGUACACAUUUUAGCUCCACCUCCUGUUACUCAAACACAAAAGCCUUCUACACAUCCCAUGCCUGGAAUGCACAUGCAAAUUCCAUUCCACCAGCCACCUCAAGUUCCUGUUCAAUUUGGUGGUCCUGGACCACAAAUUCCAUCUCAUUCCAUGUCUGCUACAUCAUUACCAAUGCCGAUGCAUCUGCCAAUUGUCAAUCCACCUAUGCAGCAGCCAAUGUUUGUCUCAAAUCUUCAACCCCACCCAAUGCAGUCUCAAGGGAUGAUGCAUCAGGGGCAGGGCUUGAAUUUUUCAUCAGGAAUUGGGGCUCAGCUGCCUCAGCAAUUGGGGAACAUGGGAAUGAAUAUGCCAUCACAGUUUUCUCCGCAGCAGGCUGGGAAGUUCCUAGGUCAACGUAAAAGUGUGAAGAUAACUCACCCGGAAACUCAUGAAGAAUUGAGGCUUGAAGAGAGGUCACACCCUAAUAUGCCACCUCAAUCACAGCCUAUUGCAUCAUAUUCUCCCAGUCAUCCUAACUAUUAUCCCAACUCUUAUAAUUCCAAUUCUGUUUACUUUCAAGCUCCAAGUUCUAUUCCUCUCAGUAACACUCAGAGUUCUCAGCCACCAAGGCCUUUUAAUCAGGUGACAGUGAAACCGGCUGCUGGAGGAAUACAUUCAGGAAAAGAGCAGUUACCAUCUGUUAGUUCUUCUUUUGGAAAAGAUCCAGUGAGGCUCUCAAAGCCAUGUGGAGGAGAUUCAGCUCACUCUCAGAAAGACGCAAACACUUCACAUCAAAGCUCCACCACUCAGUCAAGGACUGGCGAUGGCUCAAAAUCUUCUUCAAGGCCUGUAGAAAAUAUACAAUCUACUAAAGGGGCUGAUUCUAUCUCAGGGAAGAGCUCAGCAGCUGGCAUAUUGUCAUUGACCUCUCAAGCUCCCAUUGAGUCUUCAACAUCUCUAAUUAGAGAUAGUAGUGUAGAUGCAGCUAGUGAAACACUUGGUGGCCCAGACUCCACUGAAGAUCAAAAGAAAAAACAAGUAACUAGGGGACAAUUGACUGUUCAAGAUAAGGCUCUUGGGAAAUGUACCUCAGUUUCAAUUCAGACUCCCCAGUAUCCACUAACCACACUCGUUGAGGUCAAUACUGCUGCCUCAGUGAGCACUGCUGUGAACACUAGGGAAAGUCUAUCUCUGUCAGAGUCCGCUGAAUUGAGAAGUCAUAUUACUGGAAAUUGUGGAAAGGAAGAUUUGUCUGAACCUUUGGAUUCCAGAAAUCAGGAUGCGGGCAAACCAGUACUUAAAACUGGGGAUAGAAAUGAAGUAGCAUUGUCUAAGGCCGGGAAGCAGGACGAGAAUAAUAGCUUGAAGCCACCUUCAGAAUCUCUUCCGGUAGAAUCUCCUGAGGUGUCUGGCCUAACUGAAGGGGGUUCUCCAAAGAGAGCAGCGUAUGCCAAUAUUGAGAAUGGUCGACCAGAAAUUGGAGUGGAGCACAUGAAUGAAUCUGUAGCUUGUUCAACUGGAGUUGAUAGCAUAGCUGAUAGCUUUACAUCAUCCACUUCUAACCAGGAUUCUACUAAUACCGAGGCUUGCACAUCAGCAAUUGGUCUAUCGGCUCAAGAUGAUCAGGAAUCAGAUAUUGCGGACCCCGAAGAAGCUCCUGUUACAAAGUCGGUUGACGCAAGUCAGGAGUUCGCCUCUGAUUUGUUGAAGAGUUCUGAUGAGGCCACUUCAAAGAGUGAAGAUGAAAAUACUGAAACUAGUAACGCCGGUUUAGUUUCCAAGUCGUCAUCUGGCGUCAAGGAGAAAUCUUUGGUGGAUUCCAAUGUGCCUAAGGUCACUAUGUCUAGGGGUAAAAAGAAGAAAAAAGACUUAUAUAAGAAGGCAGAUGCUGCUGGUGCGACUUCUGAUCUUUAUAUGGCGUACAAAGGUCCAGAGAAGAAGGAUGAACUUAGUCAAUCAAUCGAAACCAUUGAACUCACUUCUAAAGAUGACUCUAUGCCUCCAUCUGCCAAUGUGCAUCAGGAAGAUCUUAGAUCAACUAAGAAGGUUGGUGAGGUUAAAGCAGAGCCAGAUGAUUGGGAGGAUGCUGCAGAUGUAUCUACUCCUAAACUAGAAAUUGCUCCUGAACAUAGAAAGGUUGAUGGUGAAGAUGGUGAUGGUGUGACUACCAAGAAAUAUUCAAGAGACUUCUUGCUUAAAUUUGCAGAGCAAUGCAUUGAUAUUCCUGAGGGUUUUAAUGUUGCUCCUGAUGUUGCGGAUAUUCUAAUUAACUUCAAUGCCAGUGCUAUGCGUGAGCCAUUCCCUAGUCCAGGAAGAGGUACUGAUAGGCCGUCCAGCGGACAUCGUGAACGUCGCGGAAGUGGCGUUGGGGAUGGAGACAAGUGGAAUAAGAUGCCUGGGCCUCCUAUGCCUGGUCGAGAUUUUCAGCCAGACAUUGGCUUUGGGGGAAAUGGUGUGGGGUUCCGACCUGGCCCAGGAGGCAAUUCUGGUGUUCUGCGGCACCCGCGAGGUGCAAUGCCCAUUCAAUAUGCCAUGGGUCAGUAUGCUGUGGGUCAGUAUGCCAUGGGUCAGUUAGCCACUGGGGGAAUACUAUCUGGACCAAUGCAAUCCAUGGGUCCACCUCAGGGAGGAGGCCUGAGAAAUGGAGUUGAUGCUGACAGGUGGCAGCGUGGAACUGCUUUCCAAAAGGGUUUAAUGCCGUCUCCUCACACACCUGCACAGAAUAUGCACAAAGCUGAAGUAAAGUAUGAAGUAGGUAAAGUAACAGAUGAGGAACAAGCCAAGCAGAGACAGCUGAAAGCUAUCUUAAAUAAGCUUACUCCCCAGAACUUUGACAAAUUAUUCCAGCAAGUGAAAGAAGUUAAUAUUGACAAUUAUGUCACACUCAAAGGUGUAAUUUCUCAGAUAUUUGACAAAGCUUUGAUGGAGCCAACUUUUUGUGAGAUGUAUGCCAAUUUUUGUCAACACCUAGCAGCCGAGUUGCCUGAUCUGAGUGUAGACAAUGAAAAAAUCACUUUUAAGAGGUUACUUCUAAACAAAUGUCAGGAAGAGUUUGAGAGAGGGGAAAGAGAAGAACUAGAAGCCAAUGUAACUAACGAGGAAGGUGAGGUAAAACUGUCAGCAGAGGAGAGGGAGGAGAAAAGAGUGAAAGCACGGAGACGAAUGUUGGGCAAUAUAAGACUGAUCGGUGAACUUUAUAAGAAGAAAAUGUUGACAGAGAGAAUUAUGCACGAGUGCAUCAAGAAGUUGUUAGGUGACUAUCAAAAUCCCGACGAGGAGAAUGUUGAAGCUUUGUGUAAGUUGAUGAGUACAAUUGGGGAGAUGAUAGAUCAUGCCAAAGCAAAGGAACAUAUGGAUGCAUACUUUGAUAUGUUGGAGAAGUUGUCAAAUAACAUGAAACUUUCUUCUAGGGUGAGGUUCAUGUUGAAGGAUUCAAUUGAUCUAAGAAAGAACAAAUGGCAGCAAAGGAGAAAAGUUGAAGGGCCUAAGAAGAUCGAGGAAGUGCAUAGGGAUGCUGCCCAAGAACGACAUGCACAAGCUACUAGGCUUGCUCGUACUCCUAGUCUGGGAGGUUCUAGUAGAAGGGGUCAACCUAUGGAUUUUGUUCCCAGAGGAGGGGGUAUGUUGUCUUCUCCGGGCUCCCAGAUGGGGGGUUUCCGUCCUAUGUCUCCACAGGUCCGUGGCUAUGGCAUGCAGGACGUACGGGUGGAUGAGAGGCAUUCUUUCGAGAAUAGGACAUUAUCACUUCCCCUGACCCAGAGGCCUCUUGGUGAUGAUCCGAUCACACUUGGACCCCAAGGUGGUCUUGCAAAGGGAAUGUCUUCCAGGGGCCAACCUGCUGGACCAAGCAUUGAUAAUAUGUCAAGUUUUGGAGACUCUCGAAGGAUGGUACAUGCCCAAAGUGGCUAUGGUUCUUUGUCAGAGCGCCCCCUUUAUGGUUUAAGAGAGGAGCUUGCGCCCAAAUACAUGCCUGAGCGAUUAUCUAGUCAACAUGAUCAAUCAAGUGCACCAGAAAGGAACGUGACAUAUGGGAACAAGGAGCGUGGAUUUGACACAUCUCGGCCUCCUUCUCCACUUGUAAGAAGUGGAGGGGCGACUUCCACACAAAAUGUGGCUCCUGACAGGAUCUGGCCAGAAGAACGUCUGCUGGAAAUGUCUAUGGCUGCUAUCAAGGAAUUCUACAGUGCGAAAGAUGAGAAAGAGGUUGCUUUGUGUGUGAAAGACCUGAAUUCACCUGGCUUCUAUCCAUCAAUGAUCUCACUUUGGGUUACUGACUCCUUCGAGAGGAAGGAUAUGGAAAGGGAUCUUUUGGCAAAGCUUAUAAUUGGUCUAACUCUUUCUCGAGACGUGGCAAUAAGUCAAGAUCAGUUAAUUAAAGGGUUUGAAAAUGUUCUGACUAGCUUGGAGGAUGCAGUAAAUGAUGCCCCUAGAGCAGCCGAAUUUCUUGGUCGCAUCUUUGGGAAGGUAAUAUCGGAAAAUGUGAUACCGUUCAAUGAAAUAGGGAGUUUGAUAUACAAAGGCGGAGAAGAGGAAGGACGGCUUGUGGAAAUAGGGCUUGCUGCUGAAGUUCUUGGGAGCACAUUGGAGAUGAUAAAGGUCGAGCAAGGUGAUUCUGCAGUUUCGGAGAUUUGCAGAAGCUCUACUAUGCGGCUUGAGAACUUUCGGCCUCAAGGUUCAAAGAAGCAAUGGAAGCUAGACAAAUUUAUUUAGGGUUUUAAUAGGUGGGGGAAGGAAUUGUAUCUUGGUAGAGAUUCAUGUCUAGUUUUAGGCCACAUUUUAAUUUUGCAGAUAUAUAUUUAAAUGGUGAUCAAUAUAAGGGUUUCAUGUCUUUUUUUCUUUUCUUUUUUCGGAACUGCAGUAGCAAAUAGGAUCAACUCAAGUGUUUUUUUAAUACCAUCAUUAUAAAAUUAUAAUUUUUUAA
This is a messenger RNA of Solanum lycopersicum (tomato), 5897 nucleotides long. Its product is annotated as eukaryotic translation initiation factor 4G. Gene Ontology annotation, cellular component: eukaryotic translation initiation factor 4F complex. Gene Ontology annotation, molecular function: translation initiation factor activity; mRNA binding; protein binding. Lineage: Eukaryota; Viridiplantae; Streptophyta; Magnoliopsida; Solanales; Solanaceae. The record is from RefSeq and is a predicted model, not a curated record.